Messenger RNA from Camelus dromedarius (Arabian camel), 8250 nucleotides. It is a transcript of the gene ZAN, whose product is annotated as zonadhesin. Gene Ontology annotation, molecular function: protein binding. Gene Ontology annotation, cellular component: membrane; extracellular matrix. The record is from RefSeq and is a predicted model, not a curated record. The transcript has 47 exons. Lineage: Eukaryota; Metazoa; Chordata; Mammalia; Artiodactyla; Camelidae.
AUGGCUCCUCCAGUCUGGACUCUGGUGCUGCUGGUUGGGGCUGCCUGGGGCCAGGGCCACAUGCCUGCCACCACCAGCGGCCCCUUCUUCCCAGCCAUUCUCACCCAGUGUGACUUUGAGGAUGACUCCAGACCCCUCUGUGAUUGGACCCAAGGGUCCAUGGAUGAUGGGGACUGGAUUCGAGCCAGUGAGCCCUCUCCCACUGACAGCACCAGACCCCCUGGGGGGUACCCCAAUGGAGAGGGCUACUACCUGUACAUGGUACCAAACCACUUCCACCCGGGCGGGGUGGCCCGCCUGCACAGCCCCCCAAUAUGGCAACAAGGCCCCCUCUGCGUGCGCUUCGUCUACUACAUGUUCGGGCUGUCGUGGGGCGCCCAGCUCAGACUGCUGCGGACCACGGGCACCAAGGGCAAACGCCCCAACGUGCUCUGGAAACACACUAACACGCAGAGCCCCUCCUGGAUGCCCACUGCCGUCUCGGUGCCCACUGGGCUCGUCCUGCCCAGCCGGCUGACAUUUGAAGGAGUGCGGGGCAGCACUGCUUACCUGGGCAUUGCUCUGGACGCCAUCUCCAUCCAUCGGGGCUCCUGCAAUCGGAUCUGCAUGAUGCAAAUGUGCAGCUUUGAUACCCCAAAUGAUCUCUGUGGCUGGAGCUGGAUCCCGACGACCUCUGGGGCCAAGUGGGUCCAGAAGAACGGGUCGACAGGGGUACUGAACGUGGGGCCCGAGGAUGACUUCUCUAGCCCUGGCAUUUGUGUGAAUCAGCCAUGUCCAGGGGGCCAAGAAAAGGAAGAGGAUAUGACCCUGGGGGACCUAAAAGGUCAGAAUCCAAAGAACAAGGUUCUGGCUGCUGCUUCUGAGAGGAUGCCGCUUUUCCUAGGCAGUACCUGCAUCCUCACCCAGACCUACCGAACACUUCUGGAAGGAUCCAAGGCCUUAGCCAGUCCCUAUGCCAUACACCCCCUAAUUCCAGCCACCACCACCCUCCCCACUUAACUGGCCUUUUCCUUCCCAGGUGGCUUCUACAUGCUCCUGGACGCCAAGAAUGCAAAACCAGGGCAGAAAUCUGCCCUCCUGAGCCCUCUGAGCCGGUCCUCCGGCUGCCUGAGCCUGUCCUUUCACUACACCCUCCAUAACCAGUCCCCAGGUGCAGCCCUCAUGAUCUACGCUUCUGUCUUGGGCAGCAUCCAGAAACACACUCUCUUCUCAGGACAACCCGGACCCAACUGGCAGCCUGUUUCUGUCAAUUACACAGGCCAGGGGCGGAUUCAGUUCACCAUGGUGGGCGUGUUUGGAAAGAUCCCCGAGCCAGCUGUGGCGGUGGAUGCAAUCAGCAUCGCUCCCUGUGGGGAGAGCUUUCCUCAGUGUGACUUUGAAGACGAUGCCCACCCUUUUUGUGACUGGAUCCAGAUAUCCCAGAAUGGUGGACACUGGACCCAGGGAAAUGAAAGUACACCCAUCCAGGGUCCAGGCCCCUUCGGAGGCUCCCUCAGUGGAGAAGGUCACUAUGUCUACCUGGAGACUGACAAGGUCUCCCAGGCAGGCCAGGCUUUCAGACUGGUGAGCCGGCCCUUCUGCGCCCCGGGUGCGAUCUGUGUGGAGUUUGCUUACCACAUGUAUGGCCUUGGAGAGGAAGCAAAGCUCAGGCUUCUGCUGGCGAGUCCUGCAGGCAGUUCCCCAAGUUCUCUCUGGGAACGCGUUGGGUCUCAGAGCCCUGACUGGCUGAAAGCCUCUGUCACCAUCCCUUUGGGACAUCAGCGGCCCAUUCAGCUGACAUUCGAGGCUGUCAGGGGCACCAACACUGCCUUCGUUGUUGCUGUGGGAUUCAUCUCGAUCAACCACGGGACCUGUCGGGUCCCUUCUGAAACCUCUGUCUUCACAGAAAAACCUAUGGCCCCCACAGAAAAACCAUCUGUCCCCAGUGAAAUAGCCACUGUCACCACAGAAAAGCCCACUGUUUCCACUGAAAAACCUACAAUCCCCACAGAAAGUCCUACAGUCCCCACAGGAAAACCUGCAGUGCCCACAGAAAAACCCACUGGGCUCACUGAGCAGCCCACCACCCCCACAGAAAGGACCACCAUCCCCACAGAAAAACCCACGGUCCCCACCCAAAGGACCACCAUCCCCACUGAAAGGACCACCAUUACCACUGAAAGGACCACUAUCCCCACAGAAAGGACCACCAUCCCCACAGAAAAACCCACGGCCCCCACCCAAAGGGCCACCGUCCCCACUGAAAGGACCACCAUUACCACUGAAAGGACCACUAUCCCCACAGAAAGGACCACCGUCCCCACAGAAAAACCCACCGUCCCCACAGAAAAACCCACGGUCCCCACCCAAAGGACCACCAUUCCCACUGAAAGGACCACCAUUCCCACCAAAAAGACCACCAUCCACACAGAAAGGACCACCAUUCCCACUGAAAGAACCACCACUACCACCAAAAAGACCACUAUUCCCACUAAAAGGACCACCACUCCCACUGAAAGGACCACCACUCCCACUGAAAGGACCACCACUACCACCAAAAAGACCACUAUUCCCACUAAAAGGACCACCACUCCCACUGAAGGGACCACCAUUCCCACUAAAAAGACCACCAUCCCCACAGAAAAACCCACAGUCCCCACCAAAAGGACCACCAUUCCCACUGAAAGGACCACCAUCCCCACAGAAAAACCCACCACUCCCACUGAAAGGACCACCAUUCCCACAGAAAAACCCACGAUCCCCACUGAAAGGACCAGAGCUCCUGCGACACCCCUGUCCAGCCCUACCCUUGUACCCACUGGGCCAACAGUCCUAGGGGUGCCUCCUGGUGCUCCAAGUACCUCCAUGACCACUGUGACCCCGGCCACCACUACAGUGAACUGCCCCCCAGAUGCCCACUUUGAGCCCUGCGCCUGCCCGGCAUCCUGCCAGAGCCCCACACCCAACUGUGGGCGCCCCUGCAAGCCCGGCUGUGUUUGCAAUCCUGGCUUUUUCUUCAAUGGCUCCCGCUGCAUCAACGCCUCUUCCUGCAAUUGCUUCUACAAUGAAAAUUUCUAUAAGGCGGGGUCAGAGUGGUUCAGCCCCAACUGCACAGAGCGGUGCCGCUGCUGGCCUGGCAGUCGGAUGGAGUGCCAGGCCUAUAAGUGCGGGGGGCGCACAGUGUGCCAGCUGAAGAAGGGCCAGUACCGAUGCCACCCCUAUGGCCCUGCCACCUGCUCCGCCUACGGAGACCCUCAUUACCUCACCUUCGACGGGAGGCGUUUUAACUUCAUGGGCAAGUGCACCUACAUCUUGACUCAACCCUGUGGCAACCUGACAGAGCCAUUCUUCAGGGUGACAGUAAAGAAUGAGGAUCAAGGACAAGAAGGCGUGUCCCACCUAAGCAAGGUCUACGUGACUCUGCCCGAAACCACCAUCACCCUGCUCAAGGGCAGACGCACGCUGGUUGGGGGUCAGCUAGUCACCCUUCCAGCCAUACCUUCUAAAGGCGUCUUCCUGGCUCCAAGUGGGCGAUUUGUGGAGCUGCAGACGGCGUUCGGUCUGCGGGUGAGAUGGGACGGUGACCAGCAGCUGUUUGUGACUGUGCCCAGCACCUACUCUGACAAACUCUGUGGAUUCUGUGGCAACUAUGAUGGCGACAGCAGCAACGACAACCAGAAGCCAGAUGGCAGACCAGCGCGAGAUGAGGUGGAGCUGGGUAACAGCUGGCAGACCUCAGAGGAUGAGGACCAGAAGUGCCAGCAGAAUCAGGAGUAUCCUCCCUCUUGCAGCACAGACCUGCAGAACAAUAUGUCGGGGCCAGAGUUCUGUGGACGGCUUGUGGCCUCUCGCGGAGCCUUUGAGGCAUGCCUGCCUCACAUCAUGGCUUCAUCCUUCUUCGACAACUGCAUGUUUGACAUGUGUAACUUCCAAGGGCUGCAGCAGGAGCUGUGUGCCCACAUGUCGGCCUUGACUGAGACCUGCCAGGAUGCUGGCUACGUGGUGAAGCCCUGGAGAGGACCCCAGUUCUGCUCUCUGGCCUGCCCAGCCAACAGCAAGUACACGCUGUGUGGCAAGAUGUGCCCCGACACCUGCCACUCUGGGUUCUCGGGCAUGUCCUGCCAGGACCGCUGUGUGGAGGGCUGCGAGUGCGACCCUGGCUUCAUCCUCAGCGGUCUCCAGUGCGUCCCCCGGUCUGAGUGCGGGUGCCUCGACCCCACAGCCGGCUACUUCAAGAUUGGGGAGCGGUGGUUCAAGCCGGGCUGCACACAGCUCUGUAUCUGUGAGGGCAGCAACAGAAUUCGCUGUGUGCUCUGGAGAUGCCAGGCCCAGGAGCUCUGUGGUCGGCAGGAUGGCAUCUAUGGUUGCCACGCUCAAGGGUCCGGCACCUGCACUGUCUCGGGGGACCCCCACUACCUGACGUUUGAUGGAGCCCUGCACCACUUCAUGGGCACCUGCACCUACAUCCUGACCCGGCCUUGUUGGCUGAGGUCCCUAGAGAAUAACUUCGUCGUGAGCGCCACCAACGAGUUCCGCCACGGGAACUUGGAGGCCUCCUAUGUCAGAGCCGUCCACGUGCAGGUCUUCAACCUCAAAAUCUCGCUGAUCAAAGGCCUCAAGGUCGUGCUGGAUGGUCGCCGGGUGGCCCUGCCCCUGUGGCCUGCACAAGGCCGUGUGAACGUGAGGUCCAGUGGCUCCUUUGUCCUCCUCUACACGAACUUUGGGCUUCAAGUUCGCUAUGAUGGGAGCCAUCUGGUGGAAGUGACCGUGCCCUCCUCCUAUGCUGGCCGGCUCUGCGGGAUGUGCGGGAACUACAACAACAACAGUCUAGACGACAUUCUACAGUCUGAUAAAAGACCUGCAAGCAGCCCUGCACGCCUGGGGGCCUCCUGGAAGUUAAAUGAGUUAUCUGAACCUGGCUGCUUUGCUGCAGGUGGCAAUUCCCCCAAGUGCCUGGGGGAUGAAGUGCCCGAUACCUGGAAUAAGAACUGUGAAAUCUUAAGGAACCCUUUGGGACCCUUCUCCCAGUGCCACAAGGUGGUGUCCCCGCAGUCCAGCUUCAAAAGGUGUGUGUAUGGCCAGUGUGGAACCAAGGGCGAUGCCCUGACCCUGUGCCGCUCCCUGCAGGCCUACGCAUCCCAGUGCGCCCGCGCCGGCCAGGUCCUCACCUGGCGGAAUAGCACCUUCUGCCCUCUGAAGUGCCCACUGGGCAGUAGCUACAGCACCUGUGCCAACCCCUGCCCGGCCACCUGCCCUGGCCUGAACACCCCAUCUCCCUGCCCGUCCUCACUGCCUUGUGCCGAGGGUUGCGUGUGCCAGAAAGGCCACAUCCUGAGCGGAACCUCCUGUGUGCCUCUCAGCCGGUGUGGCUGCACCAGCCAGAGAGGCUCCUACCACCUGGUCGGGGAGAGCUGGUACACGGACAACACCUGCUCCAGGCUCUGCACCUGCUCCACCCACAACAAUAUAUCCUGCCUCCAAACGGCCUGCAAGCGUGACCAGAUGUGCUGGCCCCAGGAUGGGCUGAUCCGGUGCCGGGUGGCAGGGAUGGGAGUGUGUCGCAUCCACAAUGGCUCCCACUACGUAAGCUUCGAUGGUAGUUACCAUGCCGUCAGGGGCACCUGCACUUACAUCCUGGCGAAAACAUGCCACUCCACCAUGGACCUGCCUUUCUUCAAGAUCAGUGGCAAGAAUGGGAAGCGGGAAGGCCAAGCCCCCAAUUUCUACCUCCGCCAGGUCCACGUGGACAUCUAUGGGUCCCUGGUCACUCUGCAGAAGGACCAAGUGCGGAUCAAUGGCACACGAGUCUCCCUUCCUGCGACCACCCAGGUCCGGGGGGUCAAAGUCACUUCCAGGAAUGGCUAUCUCGUGCUCAACAUCAUCAUUGGGGUGCAAGUCAAGUUUGACGGCAAUGGUUCCAUAGAGAUCGAACUCCCCAAAGCCUAUUACGGAAAGACUUGCGGCAUGUGUGGGAACUUCAACGGUGAGGAAGAAGACGAACUCAUGAUGCCCAGUGAUGAACUAGCCCAGGAUGACGUCAUGUUUGUGGACAGUUGGCAAGAUAAGGAAAUCGAUCCAAACUGCGAAGAAGACGACAAGAAGACCGAAGCUGAACCGCAGGAGAAGCCAGAUACAAACUGCAGGCCAGCUGACCUGCAGAAAGCCCAGGAACAAUGCCAGGCGGCCUUUGGGGCUCCCGCUUGGGCCACAUGUGCCUCCCGUGUGAUCCUCAGUCCCUUCUUGCGCAGCUGUACCCACAAACUCUGUGAGUUCGGAGGCCUAAACCGUGCCUUCUGUGAGUCUCUGCAAGCGUUUGGGGCUGCCUGCCAGGCCCGGGGAGUGAAGCCUCCAAUCUGGAGAAAUAGCAGCUUCUGCCCUCUGGACUGCUCCACCCACAGCAUCUACACAAACUGCCUUCCCUCCUGCUCCCCUUCCUGCUUGAAUCUGGAAGACCAGUGCCAAGGGGGCAGACUUCCCUCCACCUGCGAGGAGGGCUGCGUCUGUGAGCCCGGCUACCUGCUCAGUGGGCAGCAGUGUGUGUCUAGGAGUCAGUGCGGCUGCAAAGACACCCAGGGUGCCUACCUCCCUGCGGGGAAGUCCUGGCUCUCCGGAGGCUGCUCGAACAGCUGUACCUGCAAAGGGGGAGCCAUUCAGUGCCGGCCCUUCACCUGCCCCUCUGGUUCUCACUGCCAGCCCAGCUCCAAAGAAAAGGGCAAGGACAGCUGCACAGCUGACAAGUGGGAGCAAUGCACAGUUUUUGGGGAUCCCCACUACCGCACAUUUGAUGGCCUCAGCUACCGCUUUGAAGGACGCAUGACCUACACGCUAGUCAAGACCAUGGACGUGCUCCCCGAUGGGGUGGAGCCCGUAGUUGUGGAGGGACGCAACAAGGUGUAUCCGUCCUUCAAGCCGAUCUUCCUGCAUGAAGUCAUUGUGAAGGUCUACGGCUACACAGUCCAGCUCCAGGAUGAACUGGAGAUUGUGGUCAAUGGUCAGAAGAUGGCCAUCCCCUACAAGCCCAAUGACCAUCUGUCGAUCUUCUUGCGGAGCCAUCGUCUGUAUCUGAUCACAGACUUUGAGAUGGUCAUCAGCUUCAAUGACAGGCACAACGCAGUGAUCUCCCUGCCCAUCACCUACCAGAGGCUGGUGCUCGGCCUGUGCGGCAACUUCGACAAAAACAAGAGGAAUGACUUUGUGCUGCCUGACGGCACCCUCACCCAAAACCUCCUCCUCUUCGGCAACAGCUGGGAGGUAAAGAAGACCGAGGGAGGAGGACUCGCCCGCUUCUCAAGGGCCAUAGGAGAGGAGGAAGAGGAAAAAGAGUCAGGCUUUCAUGUGUCUGAAUGCAGCCCGGAGCAGCUGGAGCUCAUCAACAACACACAGGCGUGCAGGGUGCUGGUGGACCCCCAGGGCCCCUUUGCUGCCUGUCACCAGAUGGUGGCCCCAGAGCCCUUCCAGGAGCAUUGUGUGUCUGAUCUGUGUGCCGCCUGGGACCCCAAAGAGCAGGAGGAGCUGCGCUGCCAGGUCCUCAGUGGCUACGCCACCAUCUGCCAGGAGGCGGGCGCCUCCCUGGCCGGCUGGCGGGACCACACCCACUGUGCCUUGCAGUGUCCGGCCAAUACUGUCUAUCAGAGCUGCAUGAGCCCCUGCCCAGCCUCCUGUGCCAGCCUGGUGGUCCCUGGGGACUGCGAUGGCCCCUGUGUGGAGGGCUGUGCCAGCCUCCCGGGCUACGCCUACAGUGGUGCCCGGAGCCUUCCCCUGUCCCGCUGUGGCUGCACCGACAAGGGCAUCUACUAUCAGCAGGGUGACAGCUUCGUGACCGAGGACUGCUCUCAGCGCUGCACCUGCGCCAGCUCGGGGGUCCUUCUGUGUGAGCCCCUCAGCUGCAGCACUGGGGAGAUCUGCACCCUGGGGAACCUCACUCGUGGCUGCUUUCAAGAUAGCCCGUGUCUACAGAACCCCUGCCAGAAUGACGGGCGGUGCCAGGAGUGGGGAACCCACUUCAUCUGUGAGUGUGAACUUGGUUAUGGGGGAGACCUCUGCUCAGAGCCUCGGGACGUGCUGCCCCGCAAAAAACCAGAAGCAUCCAACUUUGUGGCCAUCCUAUUGGGAAUGCUGGUGCCCGUGGUGGUCAUAGUGCCCGCAGUGACCAGGGAGUGCGUUUCCAGGAAGCGGUGGAGGAGGAGGAAUAAAAGGCAGAGCCAGAACCGAGACAAGCUGGCGGGUCCAGACUUUGCUCCAGAGCAUGCCUUCACCAUCGCUGAGUUUUGA